AUGCACAGUCCAUCCCUGCUUCCACUCUUCCUCUGUGACGCCUGUCGUCGGACAACUGGGUUACUAUGCACAUCCUCCUAUAUCCCUUUGAAACAAAGCACGCAAUCAUCGCCUGAUAUCAACGGGCUUGUCUUAUCGAAUACGCUCGGCCUAUGGCUUCGAGCUGCUGGUUCUGUGGAACGUGUAGUGCACAUUUCUUCUCUAGCUCAAGGAAACUGGAGGGUACGAGCAAAAAUUCAUAGCAGCGAGAGGAAAUAUAGAAAACAGCGAAUCUCUGACGGAGUCCAUAACGCAUCUGUGUUUAGCCAGCGCGGUCGACAGAAACAGCUUUGGUCUGCUAGUGCUAGACGUAGCAGUUCUUUGGAGAGGAAUAGAACGCUACACAUGUUCUAUAGGAGCUACCCGCACUGUUUCCAGCAAUCGCUGCAAACCGGAUGUGACACCAUAUAUCAAACGAUGAUCCGCAGGAGUGCUCAAUCCCUACGUCCUCCUCAGCCAAAUCUUAGUGGCAAGUUGCGAGGGCAAAGGCGUCAAGUUUUUCAUAACCUCCCAGGAUCAACAACAUCCCACCUCGCCACGUCCUCUUGGUCUGACAUUUUUGGUUCCCGACCAUUCCUCUACCUCGCCCUCAACAGCAGCAGUAGCAACUACUCCCAAUGGCGUAAAGUGAUGGCUGUGCAACAACGGGACAAAAUGUCCUACCGCCCUUUGUGUUUGCAACUCCGGCUGGCGGGCAUCUGGCUUCCCGAUUCGCAGCUGGGCAUACAUUUCACGGCCAGCUAUCUUCAAAAGAUUGAACGGCUCGAACUUCUACGAUGA
Molecule: messenger RNA, 819 nt
Organism: Histoplasma capsulatum G186AR
Lineage: Eukaryota; Fungi; Ascomycota; Eurotiomycetes; Onygenales; Ajellomycetaceae
Product: DUF636 domain-containing protein
Exons: 1
Coding region: 1-819 (272 amino acids)
Source: RefSeq, a predicted model, not a curated record